Molecule: messenger RNA, 1482 nt
Organism: Etheostoma cragini (Arkansas darter)
Lineage: Eukaryota; Metazoa; Chordata; Actinopteri; Perciformes; Percidae
Gene: rab13
Product: RAB13, member RAS oncogene family
Exons: 8
Coding region: 406-1008 (200 amino acids)
Biological process (GO): protein localization to plasma membrane; cellular response to insulin stimulus; Golgi vesicle fusion to target membrane
Cellular component (GO): synaptic vesicle; endosome; trans-Golgi network transport vesicle
Molecular function (GO): GTP binding; GTPase activity
Source: RefSeq, a predicted model, not a curated record
CCCACACGUCACACAGCGGAUCUGUUUUUUUUUUUGGAGACAGAAAAAAAACACGUAGCCACUACGGAGGGAUAUUGACUUUUGGAUGAAAGCUAAAUGAAUCUGGAAUAGCUCUGGUUUUGGUCAGCAGUUAACAGAUCAACUUUGGAUGGAGUUUUUUCUUUAUCCAGUACAGUCCAAACAGAGCCAAGAGGCACUGAGGGGGAUCGGAAUUUGCCGGUGACAAGUCCGGGGCUAAAAGUAAAAGUGGAUCCACUCGUUACAUUGACUUUUUAAAGCCUGCAUCAAUUCAAUCACAACUACAACGAAGAUUUUGAAGACUUGAGUCGAUGAAAAGAACUUUCGGAAAGAGACAGCGCCAACUUUUCCCCUUGUAUCUUUAACUUUGAAGAAGCAGCUCCAACCAUGGCGAAAAAGUAUGAUUUCCUUUACAAAUUGUUACUCAUCGGGGACAGCGGCGUGGGAAAAACGUGUCUGAUCAUUCGGUUUGCUGAGGACAAUUUUAACUCCACGUACAUUUCUACUAUAGGAAUUGACUUUAAAGUAAAAACCAUUGAAGUGGAGGGAAAGAAAGUGAAACUCCAAGUCUGGGACACAGCAGGGCAGGAGAGGUUCAAGACCAUCACAACAGCCUACUACAGAGGAGCCAUGGGCAUCAUUCUGGUGUAUGACAUCACCGACGAGAAGUCCUACGAGAACAUCCAGAAUUGGAUGAAGAGCAUCAAAGAAAAUGCAUCAGCUGGGGUCUGUCGAAUGCUACUAGGCAAUAAGUGUGACAUCGAAUCAAAGCGGAAAGUUUCCAAGGAGACAGGAGAAAAGUUGGCAAAAGAUCACGGCAUCAUGUUCUUUGAGACCAGUGCAAAGUCCAGCAUUAAUGUGGAUGAGUCCUUUCUGUCUUUGGCACGUGACAUACUACAGAAAUCUAGCAAGAAACCAGGUCCCACAGGUCGAGAGGUGAAAAUCACAAGCAGUACAGAGAAAAAAUCCUCCAAAUGUGUUCUUCUUUAGAUAUGACGCUGGCCAGCACACGUAAGAAAGCAGCACACACACGUAAGAGCACAUCAGUAUUAUUGGGGUUUCCUGUCUCCAUCUGGUGGGCUCACAUAUCAAAUACAUACAGGUUCUAAAGGUUUUUACACCCAGACUACUUUUGUUCCCCAAAAGCGUACACAGGAUUUCUCCUUUGUGCUGAAAUUUUAAUGAGGUGAUUGUGCCUGUCUUAACCAUUGAAUAUAUUUUCUGCCAAAUUUCCUUUGAUAAUGUCAUUGUCAUGAAAAUGUUGCAAAGUGUAGCUCCUAUGACUCCAAACAAAUACCUGGCACAAAAUUUCACCAAGCAGUUCCCACCAUGUUUAGUGAACUUGGACAUUUCUAUUUCCGUCUUGUGUUCUCUGGCUUAUCGACACAUCGUCAUCCCUGCAACAGCAGGGCCUACUGUCUUUAAAUUACUUUGGCUGUGUUUUUUAAACUGGGUAGCUAUUUU